Molecule: messenger RNA, 1655 nt
Organism: Syzygium oleosum
Lineage: Eukaryota; Viridiplantae; Streptophyta; Magnoliopsida; Myrtales; Myrtaceae
Product: cytokinin dehydrogenase 3-like
Exons: 5
Coding region: 1-1596 (531 amino acids)
Biological process (GO): cytokinin metabolic process
Molecular function (GO): FAD binding; cytokinin dehydrogenase activity
Source: RefSeq, a predicted model, not a curated record
AUGGCAGAGACGUAUCGAAUUUCUUCAUCUUUCAUGGUAAAAUUCAUCACAAGCCGAUCGCUCUCAACAGUAGGCAAAUCCAAGACCCCAACUCGGUCCCUAACCGCCAAGCUCACCAACAAGCUCCUCACUGACCCGGAGUCGAUAACGAUGGCCUCGACCGACUUCGGUAACAUCGUCCAGGAAAUCCCCCUAGGCAUCCUCCAGCCGUCAUGCUGCGAGGAAAUCGUGGACCUUGUAAGGGCCGCAUACAGCGACGAUAAUUCCUCCGUCCUGUUCCCUAUCGCGGCUAGAGGGCGCGGCCACUCAGUCCGGGGCCAAGCCUUGGCCCGGGGCGGGGUCGUAGUGGACAUGACAUCCUUGGCGAGCAAGCAAGGUGGCACCGGCGGAGGAGCAGCCAUUGCCGUGUCGUGGAGUGCACUGCUCGGGCACUACGCCGACGUUGGUGGUGGGCAGAUUUGGAGGGACUUGUUGGAGGAGACGCUGGGGCACGGACUCGCACCGGUCUCGUGGACGGAUUAUUUGUACCUAACUGUGGGAGGGACGCUCUCUAAUGGUGGCAUAAGUGGGCAAACGUUUCGAUACGGUCCUCAAAUCAGCAAUGUGCAUGAGAUGGAUGUCAUUACUGGAACUGAGGAACUUAUGACUUGUUCGCCCAACGAAAAUCCUGAGCUGUUUUACUCUGUUCUUGGAGGUCUCGGCCAGUUUGGCAUAAUAACGAGAGCGAGAAUCGCCUUAGAUCGAGCUCCAAAGAGAGUCAAAUGGGUGAGAAUGCUAUAUAGUGAUUUCUCAGCUUUCACGAGAGACCAAGAACAUCUGAUUUCAAAGAAUGGGAGGGACCAAGACAAUGCACUGGAUUAUGUGGAAGGGCUGCUUCUCAUGCACCAGGGUCCUCCGGAUAGCUGGAGAUCUUCUUUCUUCCCUGAGUCGGACCACCUGCAGAUCGCGUCGUUGAUGGACCGACACAAAAUCAUCUACUGUCUCGAAGUAGUAAAGUACUACGACGAUCUCACCCAAAAUACAGUGAACAAGGAUCUGGAGAAUUUGUUCCAAGGAUUGAGCCACAUUCCUGAGUUCACGUUCCAAAAAGACGUUGCCUAUGUCGAUUUCCUCGAUCGAGUACGAGAAGGAGAGCUGAAACUUCAAGUGAAGGACCGUUGGGAUGUUCCUCAUCCAUGGUUGAACCUAUUUGUGCCCAAAUCUCGCAUUUCCGAUUUCAACGACGGCGUUUUCAAGAGCAUCGUCCUCAAAAGGAACAUAACGACUGGAACUGUUCUCAUUUAUCCCAUGAAUCGAAACAAGUGGGAUGAUCGGAUGUCCGUAGUUGUACCGGACGAGGAUGUUUUCUACUUCGUAGGGUUUUUGCAUUCGAGCGGGUUCGAUGAUUGGCAAGAAUUUGAUCUUCAAAAUAAGGAGUUGCUGCAGUUUUGUGAAGAUGCAGGUAUAGAGGUUAAACAGUAUCUUCCCCAUUUUGGCAGUGAACGAGAAUGGAUGAGACAUUUCGGGUCCAAAUGGAGGUUGUUCCAAGAGAGGAAAGAUCAGUUCGAUCCCAAAAUGGUUUUUGCUCCCGGGCAGAAAAUUUUCGACAGCAACUAAAGCAUGUAGAUUCGUCGCUGCUUCGGUUUAGGGUUUCAUAAGAUUUUCCAAACUAAAGC